GGAGGAGGAGGAUUGACGCCCACGGCAAUGUUAGAUCACGAUCUCUUCUCCCCGGCGAUAGAGGGCUCCGACGCCCCUCUCAGCACAGGAGGAGGUCUUUCCGAAAUCAUCUACUCCUUCGAUUUCAACGACUCGCCCUUCAAACCCCUCAACCGGACCUCCUCGAACGACCUCGCGGCCUCCCUCGACGACGACUACGGCCUCCCCGACUUCCCUUCCUCCUUCUCCAACUCCCCCGGCAAUGCCUCGUUCGGCAACGCCUCCUUCGGCGAUGGAGCCUUCGGGGGCGACACCAAUGACACGAACUUCUUUCCGCCCGAACUCAUCUACCGCCACGCUUUCGGCGUCGGGACGAUUCUCUGCCUCAGCUACGUCCUCGUCUUCAUCCUCGGCCUCGUCGGGAACUGCUUCGUCAUCGCUGUCGUCUUCAGGACUCCACGCAUGCGCACAGUCACCAAUUUCUUCAUCGUGAACUUGGCUGUGGCGGACGUGCUCGUGAUCGUCUUUUGUCUUCCGGCGACUCUCCUCUCCAAUAUCUACAACCCCUGGAUGCUGGGAUGGAUCAUGUGCAAGUUUGUCGCUUACGUCCAGGCUGUGUCCGUCUCCGCUUCUGUGAACUCCCUCGUCGCUGUCUCCUUGGACAGGUUCUUGGCAAUCUGGUUCCCUCUGAGACUACAGAUAACGACCCCCCGAGCCCGUGCUAUCAUCGUCCUUAUUUGGAUCAUGGCGGUGUGUUCUGCGGUCCCUUACUUCGUGUACUUCGAGAUGCAACAGGUUUAUGACGACCUCCCCGACCUGAAGGUGUGCGUGGAGGUGUGGCCCAACCGCCGCGCCGAGAGGCUCUACUUCCUCAUCGCCCAUCUGCUCUUCUGCUACCUGCUGCCGCUCGGCCUUAUCUCCUUCUUCUACAUCAUGAUUUGGUUCAGGGUGGCCCAUCGCAACAUCCCGGGGGACACUCGCGACGCCGCCAUCCAGGAGAUGCAACAGAGGAGCAAAGUGAAGGUGAUCAAGAUGCUGGUGGUCGUCGUCAUCAUCUUCAUGUUGUCUUGGCUGCCUCUGUACACCAUCUUCGCCAGAAUAAAGCUGGGCCAGGACUUGGACGAGGACGAGCGGGCGGUGCUGGCCAUCAUGGCGCCCGUCUCGCAGUGGCUCGGCUCGUCCAACUCGUGCAUCAACCCCAUCCUGUACGCCUUCUUCAACAAGAAGUACCGCAACGGCUUCCUGGCCAUCAUGAAGAGCCGCUCGUGUUGCGGGACACUGCGCUACGACACGUACUCGCAGUCGACCAUGCGGCGCUCCUGCUACCCGACGUACCGCUCCACCAUCCGGCCGGAGGCGGGCGGCGCCGUCGAGCUGGCCCGCAACACCCACCGCGCCGGCGCCGGCUUCGUGUACACGCUGGAGGGCCGCGCCAACCCGCCGCAGCCGCCGCGCUCCAGGUACCCGGCCCGCCCGCGCUCUCUCGCCAACGGCUUCUCCACCGCCAUCAGCCUCGCCGACUCCUUCGCCAGCGCCACCGAGACGUCCAUCGUGCAGGACAGCUCUCGCUCCUCCAUCAUGGGCAGCAUCGAGGUGGUGGAGGUCGACGAGGACGCACUCAAGCGGGCGAAGCUGGACGCGGUCGACUAGGACGGAGGAAGGUGAGGAGGAGGCGGAGGAGGUGACGCUCCUGCAGGAAGUCGCAUCUCUUGCGUAUCUCUGAGCAGGCUGCAGCGCCCUCGGGGGAGCUAGAAGGCCCUCCGCGCUGAAGGCUCUCCAGGGAAGUUGGCUGUCGCAGCGCAGGUUAAGAACUCAUAACAUAUGAAGCUAUCUUCAGGAGACAAUAAUGUUGCACUCCUAUGCUCUAUUCUCGUGAUAGAUGCAAUCAGUUCAUCUGCUUACCAAAGGACUAUCAACAAAAAUUUUACUCAUGACUGAAAGGGAAAAAAUGAUUUCAGAAUUUAUAUAU
This is a messenger RNA of Penaeus chinensis, 1948 nucleotides long. Its product is annotated as neuropeptide SIFamide receptor-like. Gene Ontology annotation, cellular component: membrane. Gene Ontology annotation, biological process: G protein-coupled receptor signaling pathway. NCBI's taxonomy places the organism in Eukaryota, Metazoa, Arthropoda, Malacostraca, Decapoda, Penaeidae. Gene Ontology annotation, molecular function: neuropeptide Y receptor activity; peptide binding. Bases 28 to 1629 code for a protein of 533 amino acids. The record is from RefSeq and is a predicted model, not a curated record. The transcript is spliced from 7 exons.